CCAGCUUAUUUUGACUACAAGGAUGAGUCUGGGUUACCGAAGCCUCCAUCGUACAACGUGGCCACCACACUGCCCAGUUACGACGAGGCAGAGAGAACCAAGGUUGAAGCCACCAUUCCCUUGGUUCCUGGGAGGGAUGACGAUUUUGUGACCCGGGAUGACUUUGACGACACCGACCAGCUGAGGAUAGGAAACGAUGGCAUCUUCAUGCUAACUUUCUUCAUGGCAUUCCUCUUCAACUGGAUUGGAUUUUUCCUGUCUUUCUGCCUGACCACUUCAGCUGCAGGACGAUACGGGGCCAUUUCUGGCUUUGGUCUGUCCCUUAUUAAGUGGAUCCUUAUCGUCAGG
Mesitornis unicolor (brown roatelo) is the source of this 348-nucleotide messenger RNA. RefSeq names its product Nedd4 family interacting protein 1 (gene NDFIP1). Gene Ontology annotation, cellular component: Golgi apparatus; perinuclear region of cytoplasm; endoplasmic reticulum. The record is from RefSeq and is a predicted model, not a curated record. Lineage: Eukaryota; Metazoa; Chordata; Aves; Mesitornithiformes; Mesitornithidae. The transcript is spliced from 3 exons. The annotation marks the transcript as partial. Gene Ontology annotation, biological process: ubiquitin-dependent protein catabolic process; metal ion transport; vacuolar transport. Gene Ontology annotation, molecular function: WW domain binding.